AUGAUGGUUCAAAAUGGUGUCAGAGUAGGAGAUUCUUUGUUUGAAUAUGUGGUUCAACACUAUGGAAUUGAGAAACUGUCAUGUAAAAACAUUUAUGGUAGUUUCGUUUUUGACGUGAGAAGCAAAAUGUUCUCUGUAGAGAAGUUAGGUUUUAAUUGUGUUCCUGACAAGUAUGGUUCUUCUAAGGAUUUUAGCAGUGCGCUAGGAGGGAUUAUUGCAAACCAUCCUCGUGGUGAGGGAACAUUUCAAAACAACCACAAUUUGAUGGAGAACAAGAUUGAGGGGGAAUCAGGAGGCAUCAAUUCAUUUUGCUCUGAUGUUGGGUUCUUCCAAGGCAACAUAGCCGAGGAAGAAAUCCAUCGUGAACAACAGCUACAAUUGUUUUCGCAAUUGGGGAGUUUAGAUGAUCUAUAUUUUGAUAUUGUCUCUCCACCAUUGCAACCGUGUCAUGAAGAAUUUCCAAAGCUUGUCGAUGUCCAUUCUGACAGUUCAGAGGUAAUUGAACCCAAGAAUGAAAAUCCGACCAGACUUCCUUCAUUAUCUCUCCAAAUUCUUAACAACUAUGGAAGCAAGUUCAGAUGGUUCAAUGAUUUCUCAUAUUCUUUCCUGCUUCUGAUUGGCAAUGAAACUGGGCAUGCGUUUUGA
This is a messenger RNA of Ilex paraguariensis (yerba mate), 645 nucleotides long. Lineage: Eukaryota; Viridiplantae; Streptophyta; Magnoliopsida; Aquifoliales; Aquifoliaceae. The record is from the annotation of a GenBank genome assembly.